Molecule: messenger RNA, 625 nt
Organism: Nelumbo nucifera (sacred lotus)
Lineage: Eukaryota; Viridiplantae; Streptophyta; Magnoliopsida; Proteales; Nelumbonaceae
Product: class V chitinase CHIT5a-like
Biological process (GO): chitin catabolic process; carbohydrate metabolic process
Cellular component (GO): extracellular region
Molecular function (GO): chitin binding; chitinase activity
Source: RefSeq, a predicted model, not a curated record
AUGGGAGCCGUCGGCCACGGGUGCGCAGGCGCUGCUCUAUGACUCGACAAGCAACAUCAGCACGAGUUACGGCAUUCAGUCGUGGAUCCGAGCGGGCGUCCCGCCGAAGAAGCUGGUCAUGGGUCUACCCUUGUAUGGUCGCACAUGGAAGCUGAAGGACCCGAAUGUACACGGCAUUGGAGCGCCAGCAGUCGGCGUGGGUCCUGGCGAUAAUGGGGUGUUACUGUACUUUCAGAUUGUGGAAUUUAAUGCGGCCAAUAAUGCAACAGAGGAGUUUGAUAAAAAGACAGUGUCCACUUACUCCUAUGCAGGAACCAAUUGGCUUGGCUACGAUAAUGCCACGUCCAUCAGAUACAAAGUGGAGUUCGCCCGAGAACGCCGCCUUGGUGGGUACUUCUUCUGGGCACUUGGAUAUGAUAAGGACUGGACUCUAACGAAGGAAGCUUCCAGGACGUGGAACCGUCGAUACUAAAAAGCACAGUGGAUUUGUGUGCAGGGUGCAACUCGUUCUCCAAUUUAAUAAGAAUCGGUUGUUUUCUAUGUAAUUUGAAAGCAUUUGAGAUUUGUCUUAUGAAUAAAUCAGGGUCUGACAACUGAAAAUCCCUUGCUUCAUUUCGUGUUUUAA